This is a messenger RNA of Amorphotheca resinae ATCC 22711, 2811 nucleotides long. RefSeq lists its product as hypothetical. NCBI's taxonomy places the organism in Eukaryota, Fungi, Ascomycota, Leotiomycetes, Helotiales, Amorphothecaceae. Gene Ontology annotation, biological process: mRNA 3'-end processing by stem-loop binding and cleavage. Gene Ontology annotation, cellular component: mRNA cleavage and polyadenylation specificity factor complex. The record is from RefSeq and is a predicted model, not a curated record. The transcript is spliced from 2 exons. The annotation marks the transcript as partial. Gene Ontology annotation, molecular function: RNA binding.
AUGUUCACAUUCUGCUCGCUGCUGGGAGCGCAGUCCGAAUCGUCUGCCUCGCAGUCGCUGCUGGAGCUAGAUGGAGGUGUCAAGGUCUUGAUUGACGUCGGCUGGGAUGAAUCGUUUGAUGUGGCCAAGUUGAAGGAGCUUGAGAAACAAGUCCCUACUCUCUCCAUUAUCCUCCUUACCCAUGCGACAGUAGCACACUUAGCAGCUUUCGCCCAUUGCUGCAAGCACUUCCCUCUGUUCACGCGAAUACCGAUCUAUGCGACCACUCCUGUCAUAUCACUCGGGCGAACACUUCUCCAAGAUCUCUACACUUCGACCCCUCUAGCCUCGACCAUCAUUCCCAAGGAAGCUCUUUCUGAGGCGUCCUACUCCUAUUCACAGUCAAUCUCAACCAGCCAAGACUCCAACAUCCUUCUGCAACCUCCGACUAGCCAAGAGAUCGCAUCAUACUUCUCUCUCAUCCACCCACUGAAAUACUCGCAACCUCAUCAACCCCUACCUUCGCCAUUUUCACCACCUCUCAACGGUCUCACGAUUACGGCCUACAACGCUGGGCAUACAUUAGGAGGGACAAUUUGGCAUAUUCAGCAUGGACUUGAAUCAAUUGUGUAUGCAGUGGAUUGGAACCAGGCUCGUGAAAAUGUAUUGGCUGGUGCGGCAUGGCUAGGAGGAGCAGGUGCUGGUGGAGCCGAGGUCAUUGAGCAACUGCGGAAGCCAACGGCAUUGAUCUGUAGUAGUCGAGGAGGUGAAAGAGUGGCGCUACCAGGUGGACGAACCAAGCGAGAUGAGCUUCUACUGGAUAUGAUCAAGUCAUCUGUCAGUAAAGGAGGGAUUGUUCUCAUUCCCACGGACUCCAGCGCGCGCGUCUUAGAACUGGCCUAUCUAUUGGAGCACGCCUGGCGAACAGAAGACAAAGAUGACGAUAGCCCUCUGAGAACCGCGAAACUCUAUCUCGCAAGCAAGAACAUCGGAGCGACUAUGCGAUAUACAAGAAGCAUGCUUGAAUGGAUGGAUGAUGCCAUCAUUCGAGAAUUUGAGGCGCUGGCCGGUGGUCAACAAUCAAAGCAGGGUGGUGAGCAAGCAGGGAAGGGUUCGGAAUCUGGUCCGUUUGAUUUCAAAUUUUUGCGGCUGCUCGAGCGCAAGGGACAGAUCGAUCAAGCACUGAACGAGACGGAUAAUCUCGGACGCUCAGUUGGGAAGGUCAUCCUAGCAAGUGAUACAUCGUUAGAGUGGGGAUUCUCGAAAGAGGUCUUACGGAGAAUUACGGACGAUAGGCGCAAUCUUGUCAUUCUGACUGAGAGAAUGUGCCCUCCCGAGCAAAGCGGUUCGAGAAUUGGCCUUGCGAGAAUCCUGUGGUCCUGGUGGGAAGAGCGUCAAGAUGGAUUGGCCUCCGAGACGAACGCAAAUGGGGAUAUCCUAGAACAGGUCUAUGCUGGUGGGAAGGAGAUUGAAAUUCGGGAUGCGAAAAGAGUGGCAUUAGAAGGCAAUGACUUGGCUGUGUACCAGCAGUACUUGGCAACUCAGCGCCAACUACAAACAACACUCCAAAAUGGGGGAUCUACAGCACUUGAUUCUUCGGCUGAUGUGGUUGACGAUGCAUCAUCUGAUUCAUCUUCUGACUCGGAAGAAUCCGAAACCGAGCAGCAAGGCAAGGCUCUUAACAUCUCUGCCACGAUGGGCCAAGCAAAUCGGAAGAAGAUUGGGUUGAGCGAUGAGGAUCUUGGCAUCAAUAUUCUACUUCGGCGGAAAGGUGUCCACGAUUACGAUGUCCGGGGGAAGAAGGGUCGCGAAAAAAUGUUUCCUUUGGCCAUUAGAAGGAAACGAAAUGAUGAUUUUGGGGAGUUGAUUCGCCCUGAAGACUUCCUCCGAGCUGAGGAGCGGGACGAGGUUGAUGGUCAGGAUAUGCGUCAACCAGGAAGAUACGACACAAAAGAUACUCUGGGAAUGAAACGGAAAUGGGAUGAUGUUGCAGUACGAAGCGAUCGUCGGAUGUCCAAUGGAAGUAACAAGAGACAACAAAUCGGCAAAGGGCCUCGGCAUGAUCCUGAUUCGACAGAUCUUAGCAAUUUGGCUCCUGGGUUUGACGAUGAGGACAGCUUGGAGGAUGAAGCAGAGGAGAUAAUUGGUCCUUCCAGAUUGGAGUUCUCCACCGAAAGAUUGAGCGUCAAUCUACGGCUCGCGUUCAUCGACUUUGCUGGAUUACACGACAAGCGGAGUUUGCAAAUGUUGAUUCCACUGAUCCAACCUCGCAAGCUCAUUCUUGUCAGCGGCAUGAAAGACGAAACAUUGACUCUUGCCAAUGACUGUCGCAAACUCCUCGCCGCUCAGAUCGGAAGUGCCACGGAGACCGCGGUGGACGUUUACACUCCAAAGAUUGGGGAUGUAGUCGACGCAAGCGUUGAUACGAAUGCCUGGGUGGUAAAAUUAACAGAUGCGCUGGUAAAACGAAUACGAUGGCAGAAGGUCAAGGGUCUUGGGAUCGUUACUGUGACAGGUCGUUUAGAAUCACCCAGGAAUGACGCAGAACUGGAUGGCGGAGGCAGUAACAAAAAGCAGAAGAUGCUCAAGGGAGAGGACGAGGAAACCCCAACACGCGAAGCUGUUGAUGCUGCGACGUCUCGGGUUGAAAUGCCAACCUUGGAUGUCCUUCCAUCUAGCAUGGCUUCCGCAACUCGGUCUGUGGCCCAGCCUCUGCACGUUGGUGAUCUUCGUCUGGCUGAUUUGAGAAAAAUAAUGCAAUCUUCUGGCCAUACCGCAGAAUUUAGGGGCGAAGGAAUCUUACUUAUUGACGGCUCUGUCAUUGUACGGAAG